Messenger RNA from Brachypodium distachyon (stiff brome), 2017 nucleotides. RefSeq lists its product as uncharacterized. Lineage: Eukaryota; Viridiplantae; Streptophyta; Magnoliopsida; Poales; Poaceae. The record is from RefSeq and is a predicted model, not a curated record. The transcript is spliced from 6 exons. The coding region runs from base 707 to 1183 and encodes 158 amino acids.
CACGAUCGAUCUCUCCACUUCUCCAGGCUCUCGACGACGCUUCCCAUCUCGCCGGCCUCCCUCCCAGUAACUGCCCCUCCUGUUGCCACAGCGCCUGCAGCCCAACGGGGAUCCUGGGCCGACGCUGCUGUUGUCCGGUGGCUCGGUCAAUCGAUCCGUCGCCACGCAUCGAUGGAGAAUCCAAGGGGGCAACGUAGUGGGCGAGUUAAUUCCGACUUGCGAGUUAAUUCCGAUUUCAAUCAAGCAAUCAAAUCGCCCCUUCGUGGUGGAGGUGAUGGGCUCAUCUCACCAUCGGCCGAUGUGCAUGUGAAUUACUACGUCAUUCUUCUUUUGAUGAAGGCAAUUACUGUCUCCUUCUGGACCCUAUAAAUUUCGCCUGCUCCUUCGUAUUUCUCUACGUUCCGCAACAGCAAGCAGUGGUUCUUGCGUAGGUUAUUUUCCUCCCUCAGCCCCUCCCCUUCUCCCCAAUUUAACCCUUCUUGCCAAUUGAUUUAUUUUCCUCUCCAUAUAUGCAUGUAUUUUUUUUUGAGAGAUAUAUGCAGGUAUUGGUCUCUCUGGAUACGUAUUCUCCAAGGAAAUUUCAAAACCGAAACUGAUAUAUUGAUCCAUUUUCAUCUCAGCAUUUCCAAUGGCUGCUGGUCAGGUCGGGUGCACUUACCUGAAUUUUUAGCACCACCUCCAGAUCUUGCACACCUUAUGCGUUUUAAUGGUGGCCGUGAAAGUCGCCCAUUUGCUUCCGUCGGAUCUUAGUCCUUCCAAGCGGUGUGUCACUGUCCGUGCACGUGUUGUCCGUGUUUGGGAAUUCACCAAGAAUGAAUUUAUGCAUCUCGACAUUGUUCUCAUUGAUGAGAAGGGGGACAAGAUGUAUGGUGAGGUAGCAGCCCUCCAUGUAGACAAGUUCAGGGAGCAACUGACCGAGGGCAAUGUUUUCCUCAUCAAGGACUUCUUCGUGCAGCAAUCAAAGAACAUGUACAAGGCUGUUGAAGGGGAAUUCAUGAUCAAGUUAACUCCAAGGUCAAAGGUCGAGGUGCAGCAGAAUGUGCCUGCUGAUUUUCCUCGCUACACCUAUUCACUUAGUGAUUUUCAGAUUUUGCCCAUCCUUAUCCGACACACAGACUCAUUUAUAGAUGUACUUGGAAUACACUGCAUUCUCAGGUCUUCUAAAGGUCCGGUUACCCAGUAAAUCCCAGGAGUCAGACAAAAGGAACUUGCAGAUAACUGACAUCGAUGGAAACAUCAUGGAUGUUGCGCUAUGGGGGGAACUAUGCGCUAUCUCGGACGAUGAUACCUGGUACCUUUACGUACCAAUCAGUUGAAACACAUCAGGCCCAUGUAUUCAAUAAUGACAACGCUACAAAAUGUCGCUCGGACAACUGAUGGCCUAGCGGGCUACAAGGCUGAUGAUUUCUCCAAUCGAAUUUUCGUCCUCCUUCACCUAACGGCUGGGAGGACUAUCACCAUAACAGGGUUUCAAAGCAGACGGUUCAAACAAAUGAACGAUACUAAUGAAGGAAUUUCAUGCAAAUUUAACUAUCAUAUAUGUAUCCUUCUCUUUGGUUUUGUUCCUAUCAUCGUACUGUCAAAACUGACGGGUGCGGCAACGCACACCAUCAGGAUCUAGUAUACCCAUAUGCACACAUCAAAAGUAGAGGUGCAAACACUGACUCGGCUAAUUUUAUUUCAUUCUAAAACAACAUAGGGCUUGAUGAAAAGUGAUCAUAACCGGAGCGCAUGUCCUGACCAUACACGAACGCACAACAUCUAAUUCGGAAGCCGCAUUUGGACACGAUCGGUCAAGCAGACCAUCAGCGCACACCGCAUGCGCACGUUCCAACAUCAGCCGUCGCAGACCGUCUACAGGACAUGGAUCAAAGCAUUGACUUUGAGAGGCCUGCCAUCGGCCUCGCCACGACACCAAACAAUGCCAUCGUCCUGCACACUCCAUCGUUACGUGUCCGCCGUUGAGACCCCGGUGCACCAUGUCAUCGAGACUUGAGAUGCCACGCCAAGUUUUCAA